UGGGUGUGGGGGGGGAGGGGUUGUCGAGGUGGCGAGAGAAUCCCUCCCCGGUCAGUGCGUGAACUCGGGGCGAGGGCUUCCCCCGGAAUCCCCGUCCCGCGCGGGGGGCUUCCCCCGGGGUUCCCAGCACGGCGCUGAGGUGCGCGGCGCUGCUGCUCUGUUACUUCGCGGCCCUCUUGCAGCUGCGGAGGAUGUGGAGCAGCAAGUACCUGAGGAGCCCCCUGACCCGCGCCCUGCUCCUCAACGCGCGGAGCCGGCACAACGACGACCCCGACAGGAUGCAGUGGUAUAUGUGUGACACGGAGUCUCUCCCUGCGCACCUGCGGCCGCUGUUCAUUCAGAGUCACCUGGAUGCUGGGACCCAGGCGUUCCUGAGGCAGUGCUCGGAAAAGUCCAGCUGGCUCUUCGUCCAGAUUUACUACUCCCUCGUCACCUCGGUCUUUGGCUUCUUCAUGUCCAAAACCUCCAUUAACGGUCUACUGGGAAGAGGCUCGAUGUUCGUGUUCUCAGAGGCACAGUUACUCCGUCUGCUGCAGGAGGGUCCUGACUGGAGGACCGGCAGGAUGCUGGAUCUCGGAGCCGGCGAUGGCAAGGUCACCAGCAUUAUGCGCCCUCAUGUGGAGGAGGUCUACGUCACAGAGGUGUCCCCUAUCAUGAAGUGGCAGCUGAAGAAGAAACAGUUCAGAGUGCUGGAGAUCGAUGAGUGGCAAAAUACCGGCUUUCAGUACGACGUGGUCAGCUGCCUGAACCUGCUGGACCGGUGCGACAGGCCCCUCACCUUGCUGCGGGAUAUCCGGAGGGUGCUGGAACCCCGCAAGGGCCGCUUGCUGCUGGCCGUGGUCUUGCCCUUCCAACCCUACGUUGAGAAUGGUGGGAAGUGGGAGAGACCCUCAGAGCGACUGGAGGUGUCGGGGGACACGUGGGAGGAGCAGGUGUCCAGCUUCAGUCGUGACGUGCUGGACCAGGCGGGCUUUGCCAUCGAGACUUUCACCCGCCUGCCCUACCUCUGCGAGGGUGAUCUCUACAACGAGCACUAUGUGCUGGAUGAUGCGGUCUUCGUGCUGACCCCUGUGUAGGGUGCUCUUCUCCUCUCUCCACCUCCUCCCUCAUGUCCAACUCACCCCUUUCCCAUCCUCUUCCUUCCCCACCUACACCUCACCUGUCCUUGCUCUCCACCCCCACUUUGCCCCCUUUGCACUGCCCCCCACCCCCCGUCAUAGACGGUGUGUCACCAGGCCCUCCCAAAAGCACGCGUAUUGGGUACACACUGACCCCUACGCCCUCUCGUUGCUGGCGUAUGUGCAGCGGAGACGAUAUUACCCUGCCCCAGGGAGGUCGCGAAUGGAGCCACAGUGGGGACGGACAAUCAGCUGACAAGGAGGAGCCUUGGGGGUUGGGGUGGGCUCGAACCCCAUGUCUCAGUACAGUCACAAACCUCUGCCUUAAUCUGGCACUGUCAGUGGGUAUCUUUCAGACUCGCCCACAUUGUGCUGUUUGGAGAGUUUUUACAAACUGUUUCGACUAUAAAAAUGUUUCGUGUUGACCUGUA
Molecule: messenger RNA, 1549 nt
Organism: Hypanus sabinus (Atlantic stingray)
Lineage: Eukaryota; Metazoa; Chordata; Chondrichthyes; Myliobatiformes; Dasyatidae
Gene: mettl9
Product: methyltransferase 9, His-X-His N1-histidine
Exons: 5
Coding region: 192-1076 (294 amino acids)
Molecular function (GO): protein-L-histidine N-pros-methyltransferase activity
Source: RefSeq, a predicted model, not a curated record